AGCAGGCAGCGGCCAUCUUGGCGGCGGCGGCGGCCGGCCCGGCGGCGAUGAGCGGCUCGAAGCCCAGGGUGGCGCCGGCUCCGGCGGGGAGAGGGGCCCUCAGCCGUCUCCGAGGGCCCAGGGGCUCCGGGGACGCCUCCGCAGCCCUCCUGCCCCGCACCGAGGCCGAACUGCUGGCGCUGGAGCCCGUCCGGCCCGAACACGUCCUCGGCCUCAGCCGCGUCACCCAAAACUAUCUGUGCCGACCUGAAGACAAUAUCUAUAACAUCGACUUCACCAAGUUCAAGAUCCGGGAUCUAGAAACAGGGACUGUGCUUUUUGAAAUUGCCAAACCUUCAUCUUCAGAACAAGAGGAUGAUGGCAAUGAUCCUGGGGAGAUAGACACCAGUGCGGGCCGUUUUGUUCGCUAUCAGUUCACACCAGCUUUCCUGCGCCUCCGAACCGUUGGUGCAACAGUGGAGUUCACUGUGGGGGACAAGCCUGUGUCAAACUUCCGCAUGAUUGAAAGGCAUUAUUUCCGAGACCGCCUUCUAAAGAACUUUGACUUCGAUUUUGGCUUCUGUAUCCCCAGCAGCCGAAAUACCUGUGAGCACAUCUAUGAGUUUCCCCAGCUUUCAGAGGAUCUCAUCCGUCUGAUGGUUGAGAACCCCUACGAGACCCGCUCAGACAGCUUCUACUUUGUGGACAACAAGCUGAUCAUGCACAAUAAGGCUGACUACGCCUACAAUGGGGGCCAGUAGCAUCCGUUGAAUGGGGCGCCGUCGCUAGUUACCCUGAGCGUGCCAGAGAAGAGCCGAAAAGCCAUUCCCUCCUCCCAGUCUACUUCCGGAACAUUCUGCCAAGCUCACGGAACAACGCUGAUGGGGCUGAGGGGGCAACGUCUGCAAGAGUAAAGGAGAUCUCCUUGCACUGCUGUCCUUUCCGGCCUUGUUUUUUCCUUGGCCUCUGCUUGGCUUUUUUUGAUCUCCUGGUAAGGUGACAAGUCCAGUUGUCUGUGAAAUGCUAACUGGUGUAGCAAUUCUUGUAGCUUAGCCAUCUUAGCCAGACUUUCUUGUGUGCUCUGUCCCCACCCUUGUGCUCCUCUUUUCUCCUUAAGACCAGGAGCACAGAUCCACAGCAGGAAGCUGUUGCCUCUUCAGAGGAGCCAGGGAAAUGUAGAUCGCAGUCCCCCAACAAGAGAGACAACACAGGGCUGGCCUGUUUCUUUUGCCACGUCCGAUGGAUGACUGUCCUUGUCUGACAACAAGCCUUUUAGAAAUGCAAUACUGGAGGACCUCAAAAUGAGGGGAUGCUCCAGCUUGCCAUAGAACUGGACUGUUUCUUCUGCUUGUAGAGUCGUAGAUGUUCCAUAAAUAUUGUUGGUAAUGAUUUCUGGAGUUGCCGAAGGAAAGGACCAACCACAUGACAGUUUUCUUCUGGCACGUGCUGGAAACCCAAAGCUCAGACUGGUGGCAUACUGGAAGAAAUGGUGGUUGUAGCCAGCCAGUGCAACUUAAGCUGGCGCUUCAGCUCAAGCGACUGCCAAACCGCUCUUUUGAGAUUUCUGCUACUCAGCUCUGAGAAGAAAGGGAACCUGUUGAUACUGGGAUUUUUGCUUUCCCCAUUUUAUUGGCUUUGAUUAAAUAGAUGAGACAAGAA
Messenger RNA from Anolis sagrei ordinatus, 1638 nucleotides. RefSeq names its product unc-119 lipid binding chaperone B (gene UNC119B). The record is from RefSeq and is a predicted model, not a curated record. Gene Ontology annotation, molecular function: lipid binding. Gene Ontology annotation, cellular component: cilium. NCBI's taxonomy places the organism in Eukaryota, Metazoa, Chordata, Lepidosauria, Squamata, Anolidae. Gene Ontology annotation, biological process: lipoprotein transport; cilium assembly; nervous system development.